CUCAGCUUCUUCAUCGCAAUGUUAUAGCUAACCUGAGAACCAACAGAGCACUGCAUGGACGAUUUACGCCAAGCCAUCAUGUGCAAUGCCGAUUUCACUCUCCUCACCUACGAUUGGCUUCCAAACUACCGCAAGCCCUGGCCCAACUUCAACGUCGAUUACGAAUGUGUAAACUGGGAACUAUUGGAUGGCUGGGCUGAAAAACGCGUCUUCUCGCUGUUUGAUCACAAAUCCCUGAUGCAUCCGCAGCUUGGUAUGUUCUUUAUCAAUGUUAAAAACCCAACGAUACAUGUCAAAUACUGAUUGUUUACUAGGGGAUCCAUUUCCCAUCAUCAACGGGACCGUCGAUUUCGGAGAAGGGCUUCAUCCGCAUGUCGCAUAUGACGGAGCAGAUGACAAGAAGGAUCAGGAUGACCUUGGACAUGAACACCAUGGGUCGCACUUGUGAUACUUCGCGUGCUUUUGGAAACCACGGUAAAACGCAGUAGAUGAAC
Paraphaeosphaeria sporulosa is the source of this 494-nucleotide messenger RNA. RefSeq lists its product as uncharacterized. The record is from RefSeq and is a predicted model, not a curated record. The coding region runs from base 55 to 303 and encodes 82 amino acids. Gene Ontology annotation, biological process: mycotoxin biosynthetic process. The transcript has a single exon. Lineage: Eukaryota; Fungi; Ascomycota; Dothideomycetes; Pleosporales; Didymosphaeriaceae.